UCCCCCCGCCCCGCGCCUCUCCCCGUCUUCCAGGAGCGGAUUCCCUUCCUCUUCCAUCAUCUAGGGAUCCCCUUCUGCCAGGGAGCUGAGCUGCUCCAAUUAAGAGAGAGAGGCGGGCUGGCAGCUUUUGUCCUUCGCUGGCGAAGGGAGCGCGAAGGGAGCGCCAGCCAGGGCGGUGUCAGGCGGACACCCCCCACCCCAAUCCACCCUCCCAGGAGCUAUAUUGUUUGUGUAUUUAUAGAAGGGGUCUUUUUGGACCCAGAGGGAGGAGGAGAGAGGUGCAGUUAUCCAGGAACCAGGAGAAGAGGCAGGUGCGCCUUAGUCUCUCCUUCCAAAAAGGACGAAGAGAGAUGGAGCAGCUCGCUUUUUCUUCUUCUCCUCCGGGUGAAUGCUGAUUCCCAAAUUCUGAGCCAUGCUGGGUCCAGGAGCACGGUCAGCGAGCCCAGCCCUUUCGCCGAGAUAGCCAUGAACAGCUGCAAAUACAACGGCGGCGUCAUCCGGCCCCUCAGCAGCCUGAGUUCCUCCCGCCACAACCUCCACGACCUAGACGCCGAGACCCAGCCCCUGCAGACCUUCCACGACUCCGGCCUGGAGGUGGUGGUCUCCAAGUCUGAGCGCAGCAAGGGGUCGGACCCCCACCUGGACAACGACCCCGAGGCCGAGGAGAGGCCACGCAGCCACAAGAAGAACCAGAACAUCGGCUACCGGCUGGGCCACCGGAGGGCGCUGUUCGAGAAGAGGAAGCGGCUGAGCGACUACGCCCUGAUCUUUGGGAUGUUUGGGAUCGUGGUCAUGGUGACGGAGACGGAGCUGUCGUGGGGGGUCUACACCAAGGAGUCUUCAUAUUCAUUCGCCCUCAAAUGCCUCAUCAGCCUGUCCACAAUGAUCCUUCUGGGGCUUAUCAUCAUGUACCACGCGAGAGAGAUCCAGCUGUUCAUGGUGGACAACGGAGCGGACGACUGGCGCAUCGCCAUGACCUACGAGCGCAUCUUCUUCAUCACCUUGGAGCUCCUGGUCUGCGCCAUCCAUCCCAUCCCGGGCCAGUACUUCUUCACGUGGACGACCCGCCUGGCGUUCACGUACGCCACCUCGGAGGCCAACACCGACGUGGACAUAAUCCUCUCCAUCCCAAUGUUCCUCCGACUCUACCUGAUCGGGCGGGUCAUGCUCCUCCAUAGCAAGCUCUUCACCGACGCCUCUUCACGGAGCAUCGGGGCCCUCAACAAGAUCAACUUCAACACCCGCUUCGUCAUGAAGACCCUCAUGACCAUCUGCCCCGGGACGGUCCUCCUGGUCUUCAGCAUCUCCUCCUGGAUUAUCGCCGCCUGGACGGUCCGUGUGUGCGAGAGAUACCAUGACAAGCAAGACGUGACCAGCAAUUUCCUGGGGGCCAUGUGGCUGAUCUCCAUAACCUUCCUCUCCAUCGGCUACGGGGACAUGGUCCCACACACUUACUGCGGGAAAGGAGUCUGCCUGCUCACUGGGAUUAUGGGUGCGGGCUGUACAGCUCUCGUGGUUGCCGUGGUCGCCCGAAAGCUCGAACUGACCAAAGCGGAAAAGCACGUCCACAACUUCAUGAUGGAUACACAGCUAUCAAAGCGGGUGAAGAAUUCUGCCGCCAACGUACUCAGGGAAACGUGGCUGAUCUACAAGCACACCAAGCUGGUGAGGAAGAUUGACCAUGCCAAAGUACGGAAACACCAGCGUAAGUUCCUCCAAGCCAUCCAUCAAUUGAGGAGCGUGAAAAUGGAACAGAGGAAGCUCAACGACCAGGCAAACACCCUGGUGGAUUUGUCAAAGACGCAGAACGUCAUGUACGACAUGGUGUCCGAGCUGCAGGAGCGCAACGAGGACCUUGAGAAGCGCAUCAGCGCCCUGGAGGGAAAGAUCGACAUGCUGGGCCUGACUCUGCAUGCGCUCCCCAGCCUCGUCAGCCAAGCCAUACGCCAGCAGCAGCGGGCCCUGCCCCGCACCUGCGGCACCUCCAACAGCUCCGAACGCUCCUGCUGGACUCCCACCCGCCGGCGGAAGUCUCCCUCCACUGCCCCUCACACAUCCUCGGACAGCGGGUGAUUCGGGGGGGCGGGCUCGCACACCGGGGGCACCCAUGGACUCAUAUAUGGCCAUUGUGUGGCCGAUUCCCCUCUGAGCUUUUUUCUGGAAAGCCCUGUACACAGACCUCCCCAAGUCCGCUGAGAUGGGCCCGUGCCGCGGAAGACUCGUCGGGCACAGAAAACGGAUUCCGAACCCGGUUCCAAUGUAACAUUAUGCAAAGCUGGGGAUGUUUCUUUUGUUUGUUUGUAUGAGGAGAGGGUGGGAGCAGGGCUUUCUUUUCCUCAGCCGGAAUUCGCUGGAACUCAGUUCCGGCACCUCUCAGGCGGACGCCAUUGCCAUUCUAAGAAAACAAAGGGAGGCGUUCAUGGUGAGUGCUGGCACCUCUUUUUCUUGAAAAAUAGCACUGGGUGGGAGGGGAAUCCCAUGUAGAAAUUGCUCAAAUUCACAACAAUCCCCUUUUUAAAAAAAGAAUCACUUUUCUCCCUACCAACGUCAGCCGUUUGGUCCUUAGCCAUGCCCUCCACGGGAGCCAUCUUGUUCCACGGUCUCAACAUUCAGCCUGGCAAGGGGUGAGACUAGAUGGGCCUUUGGUUCCCUUCCAACAGUACGGUUCUAUCGUCCUGUGAUUCCAAAUAGGGACCUCUUAGGCGACAGUCUCCCACUCCACUCGCUCGUUUGCCUUUUCUCUUCCCAAACUGGAGAGAAAUGCAGGCAAAUGCCCAUUUCUCAUAAAACUAUAUAUGGAUUUAACAUGUUUUGGAGCCAUACAUAAGUGCAAGGGGGUCUGAGGCAGUUGGGACCAGUGGCACAUGUGUGCUUUUUUUUUUGCUCUCCUUCCAAAUCCCGUUCUGUUUCCUGGAAGAAAGAAUAAGACCUGUUUUAAAGCAGGAGCAGAGACCUCAUCCCAAGGGCCCCAUUUGCUGCUGGUAGGGCUUCCGGGGGCCACAUGCCACUGUUGGGUGAGGCCAGGGGAGGAGUGAGUGGAUAGAGCAAUUGAUGCAAAGUUUACUUUUAUGCAAUUUGCUGGUUUCUACGCACACUACAUCCAGACAUGCAAGGGGCAUCAUCAAAAUUAAAGGAUGUAUCCUGGGCAGACAAAAACACUCAAGCAAGGUGCAGAACGAGGGUCAAUGAGGGGAGAGUUCCAGGGGCCAAAUGGAGAGGCUUGGAGGGCCACAUCCAUCCCCUGGACCAGAGGUUCUCCACCCCCUGUUAUAAAGAAAUAAAUAUUGUGGGCUGUAUCUAAUGUUAAUCCAGCUCAGAGUAAACUCACUGAAAUUAAUGAGCAAUGAGCAAGCCCAUUCGCUUCAAGAGGUCUAGAUAGUUGGAGCCAACCCAGGGGUGCAGCAUGGAGGUGCAUUUGCCCCAGGCGCACAAUUUUUGAGGGGGCACAAACGAGGCACCCCCAUGCAGGCAGUGUGGCCUGGCCCAGCACUCCUCUGUGCCUGCCAUGGGCUGUGUCAUCUGGCUGGGCUCCCCACUGCAUGGGCAGGCAGGCGGCUCAGUGUGACCCGGGCACUGGCAACUGCCACUACGCCACUGAGAUGUCCCACCAGGCACCUAUUGGCUAGUGCCUGUAACAUCAAUAGUGGCACACAAUUCCUAACCUGAUCCCCACAUCCGCACAAUAGCAGGUUUGUUAACAGCUUUUAAAGGGUUCUUUUAUUAUUACUUAAUUAUUAUUU
This is a messenger RNA of Podarcis raffonei (Aeolian wall lizard), 3740 nucleotides long. It is a transcript of the gene KCNN1, whose product is annotated as potassium calcium-activated channel subfamily N member 1. Gene Ontology annotation, biological process: potassium ion transmembrane transport. The record is from RefSeq and is a predicted model, not a curated record. Gene Ontology annotation, molecular function: small conductance calcium-activated potassium channel activity; calmodulin binding. Gene Ontology annotation, cellular component: neuronal cell body; neuron projection; plasma membrane. Bases 466 to 2073 code for a protein of 535 amino acids. The transcript is spliced from 9 exons. NCBI's taxonomy places the organism in Eukaryota, Metazoa, Chordata, Lepidosauria, Squamata, Lacertidae.